This is a messenger RNA of Caenorhabditis remanei, 894 nucleotides long. RefSeq lists its product as uncharacterized. Bases 1 to 894 code for a protein of 297 amino acids. Gene Ontology annotation, molecular function: structural constituent of cuticle. Lineage: Eukaryota; Metazoa; Nematoda; Chromadorea; Rhabditida; Rhabditidae. The record is from RefSeq and is a predicted model, not a curated record. The transcript is spliced from 4 exons.
AUGAUGAAGCUGGUGGUGUCGGGAUUCGCCGCCUUGUCCGGUUUCGCUAUUUUGGCGCUGACGAUUUUCGUCCCGAAGAUUUACUGGGAGAUGAAUGAGCUGCAAGUGGAGGUUGUUGGCGUCGUGGAGAGUUUUAAGGUGGAAACCGAUUCCCUCUGGAUCGACCUAAUGGAUGUCCAAAUCAAGCACUCCGCCCCAUCCCGUCCCAUGGAGAAUCCACUUCUCAGAAGGGAUAAGCGAUUCGCCAAGCUGCCGGAUUGGUGUCAGUGUGAUUCCGCUCCACAGUGCCCACCAGGACCGCCAGGUCCACAAGGAGCACCAGGUGCCCCCGGAACUCCCGGAGACAACGGACCUCGCGGAAUGGACAACCCCCAUUCUCUUGGUAGCACCGCGUGCGAUUCUCAAAUCUCUGGCUGCGUACAAUGCCCUCGUGGACCCCCUGGACCUGCUGGCGCAGUGGGAGACAUUGGUCCACGUGGCCCAGACGGAGCUCCAGGAGCACCAGGCAUCCCAUCUUCAACUCAUGGCAAGCCAGGACCACCAGGACCUCCUGGAGACGCCGGGGCUCCUGGAGCACCCGGGCAAGAUGGAGCACCAGGGCAUCCUGGAGCGGAUGGACAGAGGCAACGUGGGCAACCAGGACCACCGGGUGCACCGGGUGCUAUCGGGAAGGCGGGGCCAAAUGGGGUGGCUGGAGAGAAGGGAAGAGAUGGAGAGGCUGGAAGUGAGGGAAUUCCAGGAGUACCCGGGCCGAGAGGGGCGCCAGGACAGCCAGGAAGUGUUGGGGCAUUGGGAGGACCAGGAAUUCCAGGACGCGACGGACAGUACUGCCCGUGCCCACCACGCUCCUUCAUAUUGGCUGCCAACUCACGUCGUCAUCGUUCUCAUGUCUGA